AUGGCAACCAAUCAAAGGAAAUUUGAGAAUGAGCAAAACGGAAUGAAAUCUUUGCGCAAGGUAAAGAAGAAUGCGAGAGGAAGACAAAAGAUGCCUUCAAAGACAAAGAAGAAUUCGAAGGCGCCAUCAAGGCUGUCAAAUUCUGACCAGUCUGCUGCAUCCCCUAGAACACCAUCAUUGGCAUCUAGCGUAGACUUAGAAGAUAGAGAACAAGAAGAUAUCGCGUUGUCUUUAGAAGACGCAUCGAGUAAAUAUCCGUCUUUGAUUGGUAAAUCUGCUUUCAUUGGUCGAAUCACCGAUGUUGAGCCGGAGUCUACUACUGCCGCAAGAGGUUGUAAAAUUUGGCUUUCGGAAUCUUCCCUGGUUUCUUCUUCCCUUGCCCCUGGUUCCAUUGUAUCGGUGUCGCUUGCUGCUGUUGAGAGGAGAUUUUCGAGUAGUAGUUUUCCUCUCAGCUCGUUCUCCCGUGAAUGGACCAGACAAUGUGAGGGGGAAUCUGUGGAUGAAAUAACUGAUGAAGCUGGGAAUUACUUUGCUCUUGCAACGGUUUUUCCUUCUUCUAAGGUUUCCAAGAUUGGAGUGCAGUUGUCUUCAAACCUUGCCUACACGAUGGGAUGUCCUGCUUUAGGCAGGGUCAUAUUUGUUUACACUAUUAGAAAUCAACUCCUAACUGAUAUUGUAAAUGGGAAUGAUAAGCCACUAGGUGCAAAGGCUGAUAAUCUUUCACUUCAUAACUGCAAUGAAUUGUAUCUGGAGCCGGUUCCUUUUAUGGACAGAGUAAAAAUGAAGAGUGAUACUAUGUCUGUAACAAAAUUAUCUGCAGAAAAAAGACAUCACCAAUCUGAAAAUGGCACGAUUUUGUCCCCUAAGACACCUUUGUGUCAGCCAAAGCUUAGCUCUUGUAGUCCCAUUAAGUUAGCUUCACCAAUAUGUGAACAAGCAGCAUCCAAUAUAUUCAAUUCAAACGGCAUGGAUGUUGAUUUACUGGAUAUUAGAAAGGUAUUAGAGGAUGAAAGCGCCAAGAAACUUCUACAGGUCUGUGCUAAUUCAUGGCUGUAUUCUCGUGUUCUAAUAUGUGGAAAUUUUGUGGUCAUCCCAAUACUUUCAAAUCUUUGUGUUUUCCGUGUCAUAAGUGCAAAUGAAUUAUCUGCGGAUGGUAGUGAUCAAGAUUUGAUGAAAGAUAGAACUCAUGGAAUGCAUCCUCAAGAUUCUGAAGAAUUGAGCCAUAUGAAAGAUGCUUUUUCCAUAAAUCGUGAGACAAAAGUAUAUUUUCAUCAACAGAUGAAUUCAACAGCUGAAAGACCACAACGACAAGGUUUUCCAUUAAUGCAAAGUGAAUGCAGUGAUGGUAAAACAAUUAUAGGACAUGAUAGAUCAAAGUUGGGUGGUCUGCAUAAGGAAUAUAAAGUUUUGAGGGACAUAAUUGUAUCAUCCACAAAGAACAAUUUGUCGAGUUUUGGCUUACGAACUACAAAGGGAGUGCUUCUUCAUGGCCCGCCUGGCACGGGAAAGACUUCUUUGGCUCAAUUAUGUGUUAUUGAUUCUGGUGUCAACCUUUUCUCAGUAAAUGGGCCUGAGAUAAUAAGUCAGUAUUAUGGAGAAAGUGAACAAGCAAUGCAUAAAGUUUUUGAUUCGGCCUGUCAAUCUGCACCUGCCGUGGUGUUCAUUGAUCAGUUGGAUGCCAUUGCACCUGCACGGAACAAUGGAGGUGAAGAACUAUCUCAAAGAAUGGUAGCAACAUUAUUGAAUUUGAUGGAUGGGAUUAGUAGGACUGAUGGACUGCUUGUUAUUGCUGCUACAAACAGGCCUGAUAGUAUUGAGCCUGCACUGAGGCGGCCAGGAAGACUUGACAGAGAAAUUGAAAUAGGGGUUCCUUCUCCCAGCCAACGAUUGGAUAUACUCCAUACUCUUCUUAGUGAAAUGGACCACUCAGUUUCAGAUAUGCAACUUCAACAACUUGCCAUGGCUACACAUGGUUUUGUGGGUGCUGAUUUGGCAGCCCUCUGUAAUGAGGCAGCUUUGGGUUCGUCUAUUGCAUAUGAAGGUUGGUCUGACAGUGUGGUAAAAGGAUCCGAUUGCUCGACAAGGGUAAGAGAUAUGUUGAGGGAUAGUGCAGAUUCUGCAUCGUCAAGCACCUCAUAUUUGCCUGGAAACCCGCCAUCUUCUUGCUUCAGUGGAACUGUCUCAGAAGUCGCAGAUAAUAUAGAGAAUGGUGUUAUUGCUUGUACUAAAGAGGAACAUAUGGUGGAAGAAGAAUCCAUGUUGAAUAUUGUUUCUGAAGAUUUUGAAACAGCCAGGAUGAAAGUGAGGCCUAGUGCCAUGCGAGAGGUAAUACUUGAGGUUCCAAAAGUUAAUUGGGAAGAUGUGGGCGGCCAAAGGGAGAUAAAAACUCAAUUAAUGGAAGCAGUGCUAUGGCCUCAAACACACCAGGAUGCAUUCAAGCGCAUUGGUACCCGUCCCCCAACAGGGAUAUUGAUGUUUGGUCCCCCUGGUUGUAGCAAAACUCUCCUGGCCCGUGCAGUAGCUUCUAAAGCAGGAUUGAAUUUCCUUGCAGUUAAGGGUCCAGAACUUUUUAGUAAAUGGGUUGGUGAAUCUGAGAAGGCCGUAAGAUCCCUCUUUGCAAAGGCAAGGGCAAAUGCUCCAUCAAUCAUAUUUUUUGAUGAAAUUGAUGGACUUGCUGUCAUUCGUGGGAAGGAAAGUGAUGGGGUUUCAGUUUCAGAUAGGGUUAUGAGUCAACUCCUUGUCGAAUUGGAUGGUUUGCAACAAAGAGUUAAUGUUACUGUGAUUGCUGCUACAAAUAGGCCAGACAAGAUUGAUGCUGCCCUUUUGAGACCAGGACGCUUUGAUCGACUGUUGUAUGUGGGUCCUCCAAAUCGGAAUGACAGGGAAGACAUAUUUUGCAUCCAUUUGCGCAAAGUUCCAUGCAGUUCUGAUGUCAGCAUAAAAGAACUAGCUUGUCUCACUGAUGGAUGCACCGGAGCUGAUAUAUCAUUAAUCUGCCGGGAGGCAGCUGUUGCAGCCAUUGAGGAGAAUAUUGAUGCUUCAGAAGUAUCCAUGCAACAUUUAAAGUCUGCAAUUCAACAAGUCCAGCCAACGGAGAUUGAUUCUUAUCAAGAUCUGUCAGCAAAAUUUCAGAGGCUCGUUCACUCUAGUGACAAAGAUGAAUUAGGAAACCAAGAGUACUCAAGUAGAUCAAACUCACUUUCCAUCAGGACCGUUAUAAAAUCCAUGAUGCAGUUCUUGAAUCGCUCCUCUGCGUCGGGCCCGAAAUCUUCUUCGAAUGGAUAG
Messenger RNA from Dovyalis caffra, 3285 nucleotides. Lineage: Eukaryota; Viridiplantae; Streptophyta; Magnoliopsida; Malpighiales; Salicaceae. The record is from the annotation of a GenBank genome assembly.